Necator americanus (New World hookworm) is the source of this 759-nucleotide messenger RNA. RefSeq lists its product as uncharacterized. NCBI's taxonomy places the organism in Eukaryota, Metazoa, Nematoda, Chromadorea, Rhabditida, Ancylostomatidae. Gene Ontology annotation, cellular component: multivesicular body; ESCRT III complex; cytoplasmic side of plasma membrane. Gene Ontology annotation, biological process: late endosome to vacuole transport via multivesicular body sorting pathway; vesicle budding from membrane. The transcript is spliced from 6 exons. The record is from RefSeq and is a predicted model, not a curated record. The coding region runs from base 1 to 759 and encodes 252 amino acids.
AUGGGUUCCUGCUCGAUCCCAACCGCUACGCUCCAUCGCACCGCUUCAAGAGUAGGCGCUUGCGCAGCUGCAUCGUGCUUCAUUGUCGUUUUGACCCGACUAAACAAAUUGGUAAAAAUGCCAUUUUUGGGUAAACUUUUUGACAAAAAGCGCAAACGAAAGCAGACUACACCCACGUCCGAAGAGGCAAUCAACAAUUUACGUGACAUUGAAGCGAUACUUGUGAAGAAACAGGAGUAUUACGAGGAGAAGAUUGCUACGGAAAUUGCUACUGCGAAAAAGCACGGCACAAAGAAUCAAAAGCUUGCAUUAGCCGCCCUGAAACGAAAAAAACACCACGAGACUGAAUUGUCGAGGAUUGACGGGGUGCUAAUGAAAAUCGAAGCACAACGAACUGCUCUAGAGGAUGCGGGUCUCAACAUGGAGGUGGUGGGUGUGCUCGACCACACUACAAAUGCUCUCCGCGUUGCUAAUCAGAACUUGGACAUCGACAAGGUAGGAGAGCUAAUGGAUAGCAUCGCUGAAGACCUACAGUUGUCCGACGAAUUCGCCAACGCAAUUAGCCAACCAAUCGGUGACGUUCAUGAUGAGGACGAGCUAAUGAAGGAGUUGGAAGAACUCGAAAAGGGCCCUAUCGCUGCUGUUGAACUUCCAGAUGUUCCAGCUGGUCCCAUAACCCGAGCACGCGCUAGUCGCGAUAAAUUACGACGUAUGGAUACAGAAAUGGAAGAGCUGCAGAAAUGGGCUGCUGCUAACUAG